Messenger RNA from Verticillium dahliae VdLs.17, 825 nucleotides. RefSeq lists its product as uncharacterized. The transcript has 2 exons. Lineage: Eukaryota; Fungi; Ascomycota; Sordariomycetes; Glomerellales; Plectosphaerellaceae. Bases 136 to 309 code for a protein of 57 amino acids. The record is from RefSeq and is a predicted model, not a curated record.
GACCACGAACCACAUCUUUCACCAAUGGAUCGUGAGACUCGGAAGGCUUAGGCGCCGGGCACAGAUUGCUCUCGGUGCAAUGGAUAUUUCAGACUCAUAUUUCAUAAAGUGGUUCACAACUUUGGUUCGCCUGUGAUGGUCCAGCGACAGCGUGUCAUUGCAGGUGCGAACUCGAGCUUUCAACCGGCCAGGCUAUUCGCACCGCAUCGCGGAGGUAUUUGCGGCCAAAACAAAGUCUUUCCCAACGAGACAUUUGGUAGGCUUCCGACGCCAUCGUCCCAUCCCUUUGAGGCCAUCGACUGGGCCUGAACCCUGAAUGAUUCUUCCAGUGAGCGGGCUGGCUCAGACUUGACGACAUAGACGCGAUGUCACGAUAAUUUGGAGGCGUCUAAUGGCAUCCACGGUCGAUUUAUCUCUCCCAUCUAGUACUUGACGAACCGGAAGCUUCCUUUAUGUUAUUGUUACCUUUUCUGUGUAGCAUUACGCUGCUUAAAGACCCUGGGCAAGAUGCGGCUGAAGCGUCCAUGGUAGGCUGAGGGUCCAACCUUACAAAUAGCCGCUGUCCGGUCCGGUGGUCAACAUUCGGCUGCAACACAUGAUGCUCUCGUGGGUUUGUUGCCAGAAUGGGACCUGUCCGCUUCGGAAGCAAGCUAGUCUCCCGAAAGUAGUUGCUCAGGGCGGAGGAAGCUCUGGCACAGCCGUGCCUAGAAACGAAAGAUAUCGCUACCUGACUGAAUUUUUAAUGGUAGCGUGAGGGGAUCGUGAGUGCCACAGUCUGGAUAAUGGCAAAUUUCAAUCUAAAUGGCUCCUGUCUUUGAUCUCUUC